This is a messenger RNA of Iphiclides podalirius (scarce swallowtail), 201 nucleotides long. NCBI's taxonomy places the organism in Eukaryota, Metazoa, Arthropoda, Insecta, Lepidoptera, Papilionidae. The record is from the annotation of a GenBank genome assembly.
AUGUGCAAAAAAAGUGAUGAAAAUAACGUUUCCCGAUCUAAACUCCCCGUGGAUGCCCGACUAAUGUCCGACGCCACGACGCAGUACGCGUCCUAUAUAACCUUGUUAUUCCAAUACAGUCGACAAGAUGGCGGCGAGUGGGGAGAGGGCGCCCAGUUGGCCAGGUGCUGCCGCCGCGUCGAGUUCGGCGCUAUAGCUAAC